Messenger RNA from Hemicordylus capensis (graceful crag lizard), 2349 nucleotides. It is a transcript of the gene PLA2G7, whose product is annotated as phospholipase A2 group VII. NCBI's taxonomy places the organism in Eukaryota, Metazoa, Chordata, Lepidosauria, Squamata, Cordylidae. The coding region runs from base 549 to 1736 and encodes 395 amino acids. The record is from RefSeq and is a predicted model, not a curated record. Gene Ontology annotation, molecular function: 1-alkyl-2-acetylglycerophosphocholine esterase activity. The transcript is spliced from 11 exons.
ACGCUGCCCACCGCGUGACAUCAGGGGACCCAGCCUUGUGACCAUUCUUCGGGUCACAGACUUCGAGGUGCUUCCUUGCAACCUUUUGCAAAUCUGUACGUGGGGCAAACCAGCUGGCCUGAGAAAGUGGGAGCAGCCGGCUCACAUACACACGGUUUCCCUACCCUUGCGCAGCACUUGGGCGGGAGGAAACCCCCCCCCCUCCCCGCCACCAAGAAGCGGCACGCAGGGCAGGCAGAUGUCAGACACAGCCCCGUGAGCUAGGGCGCUCUCACGUUUUCCACGCUUUCCAGUCAGCCUCCGGGCGAGAGGGCGCAAAGGCCGCCGCAGCUGAAGGGAGGCCGCGUUCAGCCCCUCCCUCCGGUCCCUGCCUGGAGGAAGCCGCUGCGGCCACCAUCACACCGCGGCUCCCUCUGCCCACUCCGCCUGCCUGUACACACCGCCCCGAGGCCCGAAGGAGCCUUCCCGUGCCCGGAGCUGCUCUCCAGGAAAGCGGGAGUCGCUCCCGGGGCGAAGAGCAGACCAGAUUUACUUGUUAAAGCACCAGGAUGAUGGGGAGCAUGACUCAUAGAAUCCCUGAAGGGAAAGGUCCUUAUUCUGUUGGAUGUACAGACCUCAUGACUGGUGAUAGUACUCAGGGAAGUUUUUUGCGGCUGUUUUACCCUUCUCAGAAUGACACAAGUAGUGAAGAAACAAUAUGGAUUCCCAAAAAGGAAUAUUAUCAUGGACUAUCUGAUUUCCUUAAUAUAUAUCGGACAUUGGGAGAGUUAAUAUUUGCAUACUAUGUUGGCUCAGUAAAAUGUCCUGCAAAAUGGAAUGCUGCAUUCAAGCCAGAAGAAAAAUAUCCCUUAAUUGUGUUUUCCCAUGGACUUGGAGCUUUCAGAACUAUCUAUUCGGCAGUUUGCAUUGAAAUGGCAUCUCGGGGUUUUGUUGUUGCUUCUGUUGAGCACAGAGACCAGUCCUCUUCAGCUACAUAUUACUAUACAAAGAAACCUGCCUUAGAAGCAAAAGGAGACGCUUCAGUGCUGCACAAGGAGUGGAUCUAUUACAGAAAAUUAAAAGCGGAUGAUGAUGAAGUUUCUCUGCGUCGGCAACAGGUUCAGCAAAGAGCAGAUGAGUGCAUUAGAGCCCUUGACCUCAUGCUUAAUAUUAAUUGUGGGAAACAAGUGGUGAAUCUGCUGCCUUUGAACUUCAACUGGACGCUUUUAAAGAACUCUAUAGACCCACAGAGGAUAGCAGUGAUGGGACACUCUUUCGGGGCUGCUACAGCCAUUGAGACUCUUAGUAAAGAUGUGCGAUUCAAGUGUGGCAUUGCUCUUGAUGCAUGGAUGCUUCCGCUUUGUGAUGAAGUGUAUCCCAGAGUUCACCAACCGUUGCUGUUUAUUAAUUCAGAAAAAUUCCAGUGGCCUUCAAACAUUCUUGAAAUGAAAAAACUAGACUCCAGAGACAGAGAACGGAAAAUGAUCACUAUCAAAGGAUCAGUACAUCAGAGUUUUCCAGACUUUACGUUCCUCGCUGGCAGCAUUGUUGGGAAGAUUUUUAGACUGAAGGGAGAAAUAGAUCCAAAUAUAGCUAUUGAUAUUAGCAACAAAGCCUCAUUAGCCUUCUUACAGAAACAUUUAGGUCUCAAGAAAGAUUUUGACCAAUGGGACCAUCUCUUAGAUGGUGAAGGGCUUAAUGUCAUUCCUGGAACCAACAUUGACUUACCUGCAGUACCACCUCAGUCAACACAAUAAAGAUACAAUGAAAUAUUAUAGACUUCAAAAUUCUUACUUGAUAAUGCUGCUUAGACAUGGCAACCACAUGCUGACAGUGCUACCUGGAAAAUGAGAGUUUGAAGGAUGCCAUUUGUAAUAUCUAGAUAGUUCCACAAAAGAUAAAAAUUGCUAUAUGGUUAAAACUGCAGUAUUUCUAGUUGACCCAUGUACAACUGAACUUUCUAAUAUUAAAGAUGCACAAGGAACUUGUCAAAUAAAGCUAAAUUAUAAAAAUGGCUCCAAUUGGUGGAAGAUGAUUUUGUGUAAAUCACUUUGGGAUCAGUACUCCUAAGAUGCUAUUUGUUUAUUUGUUGUGAAUGUUAAUAAGAAUAUUGUCAAAAUCAAUAAAAAUUUAAUAUGCAAAAAAAAAGGGGGGGAAACAGUUUGAAACAUAGCCACUAUGCUAACAUUGAAACACAAUUUAGAGCAUUGUUCAAAAUGGCUGCCGGGGUACGGGGGGGGAUGCUAAAAAUGAAAUUCAUAGACUUUAGUUUCUAUUGGUAAUGUAAGAAUGCAGUUUAUGUAUAAUUCAGGUUUUGAUAUUGUACAGUUUUUUGGUUUUAAAGGAAGUAAAAUAUAGAUAAUGCUGUGA